UUCACUUGGAGUGUCUUGCACUUCCUGUCGCCUCAGCCAAAGUGCAGCAAUAUGCAGCCUGCAACAAGGGGACUGCUGCUAGCACCAGCUGCCUUGCAUUCAUGUUUACAUUGAAGAGGACGCAUUUGGUCGCCGUAGGGUAGGAUGGCUCUGUUUAGCUAGCCAGGAGCUGGAGGGCUGCAAUGCCAGUAAGUAAAAGGAGAGGGCCAGGAAGAGGAGAGGGCUCCCAGAGACUGGGGAAGAGAGGCAGCCGCUCGGCCAUCCCGGCGCUGUUCACCAUCUCUGAGGAAGAGGAGGGACAGAGACGGAGACAUGGUAUCAGGAGGAAGACCAAAGCGUCCUACUAUCAAUCGGACGAUGGCAGAGCAUCUCGGCCCGGCUCGUCUGCUUCUGGACAGAUCUACUCACCCACCCUGACCUCCACGCCCACGCCCACUCGCACGGUCACCAGCACCAGCCCCAACAACCAAAACACUGCAAUUAAAACAGACUCUUUGCUCUUCAACAAAACCGAUGAGAGGCUGAGGCUGGCCCGUGAGCGCCGAGAGGAACGUGAGAAGCAGAAUGCCAUCAAGGAGGCUGAGUGGCAGGCACGUGAGGAGCGGGCCAGGCAGCACUACGAGAAGCACCUGGAGGAAAGGAGGAGGAAGCUGGAGGAGCAGCGGCUAAAGGAGGAGCAGAGGCGGGCGGCCGUGGAGGAGAAGCGUCGACAGAAGCAGGAGGAUGACAAGGUUCGUCAUGAAGCGGUGAUGCGGCGCACUAUGGAGAGGAGUCAGGUGACCAGGCCGAAGACCAACCGCUGGUCCUGGGGUGGAACCCUGCCCCCCAACAGCCCUGGCACUCCCACCGGUUUUGCAGAGUCUGCUUUCCUCUAUCCGCUCGACCUUGCCGGACUGGAGCACGUGCACGGUGCUUUCAGUCUCUCUCGCAGAUACCGAAUGAUGUCACAAUAUGCUGACAGACGCUCGGUGUCCACCGUGAAUUUAUCCAAGCAUCACGACCCCGUCAUUACCAAACGCCUGUCCUCAUCCUCAGCCACACUCCUCCACUCACCCGACCGAGGGCUACAGAUGAGAACAACCUCCUCACCUGCCAUUAACAAAGCUCGGUCCAAAUCCCGCCUAUACCAGGGGACCGUCACCCUCCACAAAAACACAGGCCCUCGCCGCCUUCCCCUGACGCCAUGGGAGAGCAACGUGGUGAACCGUCUGCAGCAGCCCACACACUCCUACCUGGCUCGUAGCCGCAGUGCCAUGAGUCUCACUGGAGAGCAAACAGCCAUGCCUGUGUGUCCUCGCUCAGUGUCCUGCCAUCCCAUGGGCUCCAUGUCCUUCAAGGCCCUGCAGGCCCGCCCCCUCUCUCACAGCCGCAGCCACGAGAGGAGCCUCAGCAGAGAGACAAGCUCAUCCACGCCUGCCCGCAGGAGGACCACAGGGACAACACAGUCGCCACAGAAGAGUCGCGACUCAGUCAGGAAGUCAUGGAGCAACUUGUCUGUGCCUCUUGGACCUGCCCUCACCUUACCUCUGAAAAUGCGCACCUCUUCUCCGUCCAAAAGAAACGUCAAAGUAACAGCGCCCUCUCCUGGCAGGCCACCUCUGAAGCCCACAGGACGCCCUCCGACCCCCAAGAUGCUUAAGUCUCCAGGGGCAGAGGACCCUGGAAAUUUCCGCCCCGUCAGGGUGAUGAUGCCUGACGCUCAGCACCCAUCUACGGCCACCAAAACCCAGGAAACGGAGGACGAGCAGGUCCUCAGUCCUCCUCAGCAGCUGGAGCUCAAGAAAAGCAGCACAGAGCAGAUGUCGACAUCAACCAGCGAGAGCAUAAGCAGUCCGCCCACCCAGAAAACCUCUGCCGGGACCACAGAUCCAGAGGAGGCAAGUCGCAUCAUGGCCGAGAACCGGCGGCUGGCCCGUGAGCAAAGAGAAAAGGAGGAAGAGGAGCGGAGGCAGCAAGAGGAGCAAGCCAGGUUAGCGAAGGAGGAGAUGGCUCGUCGUAAGGCUGAGGAGCGAGCGAGAAGGGAAGAGGAGGCCCAGCGGCAGGCAGAGGAGAGGAGACUGAAGGAAGAGGAGGACAGAAAGAUGGAGGAGGAGAGGCAGCAGAAAGAGAGAGAAGAGGCAGAUAGAGCCCAGAAACAGAGAGAGGAGGAGGAGUCUCGACAGAAAGAGGAGGCCGAGAGGCUGAGGCAGGAGAGGGAGAAACACUUUCAGAAGGAAGAGGCUGAGCGGCUGGAAAGAAAGAAGCGUCUGGAGGAGAUCAUGAAGAGGACGAGACGGUCCGACACGACAGAGAAGAAAAUCACGCCCAGCAAGAACGGGGACAGCACAGCGGGUGCCGCCUCUCCUGUCCCAUCUGAAGGAGCACCGUCUCCCACCCCGCAUAGUAACGGCAACAGAAGCCCACCAGACCCCAUCAUGAACGCCAGCACCUCCACACCUAUGCAAAGGGAGAACGGUGAGCUUGACGAGGUGAUGGAACUGCCUCCGCAUUCCAGAUUGACUCCUCCUAAUAAAGGCGAGGAGGAGGAGGAUCAGCAACAGCAGCAGGGAGAGGUCAUCACCUUCAGGGAAAACGGACUCCCAAAGCCUCUGAGUGGCAUGGACGAUAUUUCGGUCCAGCAGGGAGCAGACGUGGCCUGAUGGCAACAUCGGACGACGUUAUCCAGCCACAGAGAACCAGGAAGAAAAACUGUUUGAUCGCGGAGAAUUAAGUGGAAUCAAAGAAAGGCGGUCUUUCUCCGACUUUGAUGACCCCUCGCAGAGACCCGACACAACAACAAGCUUCCAUUUUUUUCCUCCCAAAGAUGGCAACUGCAAAGUUUGCCCCAAUGAAACAUCUCAGGAGAGAAUGGUUUCCCCUCACAUGAUGAUUGAGGCAGGAUCUUUUUUUUUUCUCCCCAGUUUUGAAAUAACUGUCAGAUGAGCUGUAAAGUACAUAUGAAAACUCAAGGUGUUUUCCUUCCUUUGACAGUCUGCUCGGCAACAGGACGAUUAGGACUGUUACUUGUGUUAUUUUUGUUACAGAAAGGUGGAGAACAAGUCAGUGACUUCCCACGCUGGAAAGGUGUCUCAUGUAACAUACUUAUGCUGCACCUUACAGCGUUGAAAAGUAGAGAUUAUCCACAGUUGGACCUCCGCAGUUUUAAGUUAAAGAUGAAUGAAAGCCUGAGCUCAGAAAACUGAGCUUCAGGGUGAGUACUACUGAUUUUCUUUUUUAGUUUAUUUAAUGAAUCUACUCAAAAUCUGAACCCUGAUAUUCUGUUCAGGUAGCAAAGCAAAACAUCUGCUUGGAGUUUAGUUUCCUUUCAAUGGUUCAGCUCAACUUUGAACCCAGUCAGAGCUGCACGCCACCACCAUAUAAACCAGUCCGCUCUUAUUACAGUAAUGCGUCAUUCUGUAGUAACCCCGACUGGUGAUUAUUUUGGAACAAAUGCUGCUAAAUGUGAUGUUCUGUUGCCGAGAUUGUCCAAUCCAGUACUGCAGUACUGCCAACAUGCUGUUUGGUAAGACAACGGAGCUCACAAAUUCCAGUAAACAACAUUAUACCACAGCUACUCUAUAAAUAAUGUAUAAAAGUCAAUAUAUUUUACUAUAAGAACGACCACAGUUUAAGUGUAUUUGGUGAUAAAAUAAAUCUUUGACAUUACCUUUUUCCGCUGAUGACGACUACUCAUUGUUUGCAAAGAACUA
Molecule: messenger RNA, 3689 nt
Organism: Doryrhamphus excisus (bluestripe pipefish)
Lineage: Eukaryota; Metazoa; Chordata; Actinopteri; Syngnathiformes; Syngnathidae
Gene: map7b
Product: microtubule-associated protein 7b
Biological process (GO): microtubule cytoskeleton organization
Cellular component (GO): microtubule cytoskeleton
Source: RefSeq, a predicted model, not a curated record